GGUUGCAGGGGGCCGUUGUCGGCGGACAUGAUGCUCAGCUGGGAGACGGUUGCCGUGGGGAUGACCCUGAGCCUGCUGGUGUUUCCUCUCCAGUGUGGUCUCUGUUGGCUGUUCCGGAAGAUACGCGGCCAGGUAACACUCGACCUGUGUGCUCCUUCGUCUCCGGUCUGUCACUCAGUGGAGAUGGACGUCUUCCUCGGCCAAUCAGCUCUCUCCGGCCCAUCCUUCCUGUCUCUGCCGGACACCUCCCACACCCCCAGACGAGACAGCAGUCCGUCAUCUCUCUUAGGCAGUAAAGCGUUCGACUCGGGCAUCCUGGCGUUCUGGGAGGCGGCGGGCCUCACCCAGGCAGCGCACGGGGGGGGUGGGGGGCGCGGUGACGGGGGCCCCCCCCACGCAGGGGCCCUGGGGGGCUGGCCCUCCUGCGACAGCCUCGCCAAGCUCACCCUCUCCGGCUCCCCCUUGGACACGACCUUCGACCCCUCCCCCGCGACCUUGACCUCCGAGCCCCUCGGCCCGUCUCCGUCCUGCGGGGGCCCGACGCGGCCGCUGAGGAGGAAGAAGGGCCUGACGCUGCCCCGCCUGGCGCCGGCCGGCCCCACCAACGCCACCGCCACGCUCGGGCUGGGCCCCUUCCCCGUCGGCCCUCUGUCCCCUGCCGGGCGACCGCGCCCCAAAGCGCUGGCCCAGUACCCCUCCCUCACCAACAGCUUCCUGACGCAGUCUGAGGAGAACCUCCUCAGAUCCAUCCACACCGAGGACCCGGAGGACAUGAAGAUCACCUCCUCCACCUCCACCUCCACCUCCGACAGCGGCCGCUACUCCCCACGCGGAUCCUCCUCCUCCUCCUCCUCCUCCUCCUCCUCCUUCACAAACACCCAGAGCAACUCCUGCAGCUCCUGGUCCGACGGCUGGGGGUCAGAGGUCAAAGGUCAGGGGGGGCCCUGGACCCCCGCCUCCCGGUACCGCCCCCCCUCCGCCCAGUCCAUGGACUCUGUGGCCAGCACCUCCUUCCCCAGCCCCUCCCCCGAUCACCCCCGCUCCCCGUCGGCCACGCGCAUAGGCGUGGCCCGGGGUCCGGCCGGCUGGCUGCUCCCCGGCUGGGCUCUGCGGGGGGUCUACCCCCUGGUGGCGGCGGUGCUGGCGGUCUGCCUGGGCUGCGUGGCGCUCUACGGCCGCGCCUUCCCCCGCGCCGUGCUGCUCCUGUGGCUGGCGUCCGUCCUGACGGCCUUCCUGAGCUCCGCCCUGCUGCUGGAGCCGCUCAAGGUGUGCGUCCAGGCCCUGCUCUACACCGUGCUGUGGCAGCCCGUGGACCCGGAGGUGGAGGAGCUGCUGUCCCGGGAGGCCGUGGUCCGGAGGCCCGAGGUGGAGCCUGGGGCCACAGUACGCCCGCCGUGGGGAUACGGCCUCCUGCAGGCCAGGCAGGAGGCGCAGAAGGCCCUGGCGCUGCGCUCCCUCAUGAAGCACUGUGUGGGUCAGCUGUUGUUCCUGCUACUGGUUCUACUGGUGAACUACCAGAGCAGCCCCGAGGAGGGACUGGGCCGGAUGCUGCGGGCCAGCACCCAGCGGGCCCUGAACACAGCACCCACGGGUGGCCCCAACCUCACCUCACUCACAUGGUUCAGGCUGCUCUCGGUGGACUUCACGCUGGCCCACCCGGAGACGGGCCUGCUGGUGUGUGUGAGCCUGCAGCUCAGGUGGUCUCCUCCUCAGAGGGUCGCCCCCUCCCUGACCGUCCACCCCCUCCUCGUCCCCCCGGACCCCGGCCCCCACCUGCAGCUGGCCCUGACGGUCCUCCUCCUCACCUCGGCCCUCCUCCUGCUGGCCGGGGAGAUGCACGCCAUGGCUACUGAGCGCGCUCAGUACAUCCGGCAGGGCGGCCAUUGGCUCCAGCUCUGCCUGGCCUCGUUGUCCAUAGCAACAGCGAUACUGCAGCUGCAAUGCCAAUCUCGUGCCUCCGGCUGUGUCCAGCAGCUCCGGUCGGCGGCUGACACCUUCGUGGACUUCCACAGUGUUGCUCUUCUGGCUGCCCGAGCGUCCCAGCUGGCUGCUGUCCUCCUCACUCUGGUGCUUCUGAAGCUGCUGGGGGCCGUGGUGGCGGGGUGCCGGUGGGUGCUGCUCCCCAGGGUGCUGGCGUCGGCGUGGAGGGAGCUGGGAGCUGCGGGCCUCCUGCUGCUGCUCCUCCUGACGCUGGGGGCGCACGGCGGCCUCGUGGUCUUCUCCUCCUCCACGGAGGGCUUCAGCUCCCUGCGUGCGGCAAGGGUCUCCGCCGUGGCCCUCCUGCGGGGCCGGCUGGUCCUCCGCCGGCUGAGCAUGGCCCACCCGGUCCUGGGGCCCAUCUACACCCUCCUGCUGACUGGGGACGGCCUCUGGCUGCUGGCCCGGCUGAGUGGAGCUCUGCUGAUCCACAGCUACAGGACAGUGAAGGCGACGCAGCGUCCCGUACCCCAGGACCCCGACAUGCUGGGUCCACUCCCGGCUCUCCUCCAGGGUCGACUCCUCCCCCUCCACCCUAUCGGUGCGCUCCGAGGACUCGUGGGCGUCGCCGGGCCCCGGCCCCGCCCCCGCCCCGGGGGCCCGCCUCCUGCCCGGCUUGGACGCCCUGCUGGCCACGUUCGAGCGGGUGAACCGCAUCACGGAGGAGGUGCACGGCCUGGAGCUCAGCCUGGAGGAGGCGCAGGGCCGGGCCAGGGAGAGGAGGAGGAGCAGGGAGGGGAGGAAGAGGAGGAGGAGGAGGAGGAGGAGGUGGUGGAGGAAGGAGGUGAUGGAGGCGGAACUGAGGAGACGGCAUCGGGGGAGCCGCGUGAAGGAGCAGGAGGCGGAGCCACCAGAUGCAGGAGGGCGAGCGUGCUGAACCCCCGCCGGCCCAGGGCCUCGCUGCCGACCUGCGCCUCCUUCGACUCCUCCCCCCCUCCGGGCGUCGCCCCUCCCCCGCCUGCGGAGCUCCGCCUCCGAGUCGCGCUCGGCCGGGCCUCCGCUGUCUCGCCUCCCCGCCGACGCUCCCCCCUCUGGGCCCUACAUCCAGGAGGGGGGGUACAUCCAGGGCCCAGGGGCCUACCUGGGGGCCUCCCUCCAGGGCCCUCCACCCGGCGUGGAUUCCCUCCCCAGGAGGAGGGCCUGGCACUCGGGGAGCUCACAGUGGUCCAACACGGCCCUCGGGGCCCCUGGGGGCCCGGACGGGACCGGGGUGUCUGGCCCCUGGUGCGGAGGCGGCCCCCAGGCGCCCGGCCGACCCAGGAGCGAGGAGACCUCCAGGGGGUCGGCCGGCGACGGAGCCCCCGUCAAGAGGAAGGCCUGGAGCUCCGACGGAGCAGAGAGCCAAUAGACAGACAGGAGGGAGAGCCAAUGAGAAACGACCUCGUUGGUGUUACUAACGGGAGAACGCUGUAUUAUAAAUAGAAUUAGAAGUCUAGUUGACGAGGUUUCGGCUGAUGUCUACCACUUUGGUUCUAUAAAGUUUUGUUCCAACCGAUGUUGUAGAGCUACUUGGUGUAAUACUUGUGAACGCAUACAUAUUUGUUUUGUAAAAGAGAUAUAUAUUAGUAUAAAAUAAAGAUAAGUGACCUCA
Messenger RNA from Gadus morhua (Atlantic cod), 3568 nucleotides. RefSeq lists its product as uncharacterized. The record is from RefSeq and is a predicted model, not a curated record. NCBI's taxonomy places the organism in Eukaryota, Metazoa, Chordata, Actinopteri, Gadiformes, Gadidae. The transcript has 14 exons. Gene Ontology annotation, cellular component: plasma membrane. Gene Ontology annotation, biological process: calcium ion transport. The coding region runs from base 28 to 3399 and encodes 1123 amino acids. Gene Ontology annotation, molecular function: monoatomic cation channel activity.